GGCGGUGGUAGCCGGGGGUGCGGGCUGGCUCUGCCUGCCAGCGGCUUUGGGGCGUCCGCCGCACGCCGCCUCCUCUUAACGGGCGGGUAGAAGCGUUUGGGUACGUCUGCAGGCAGCCCCGAAGCGGAUUAUUGCUGAGGCAGCGCUGUGGCAUAAUCCCGUCUGGACAGAACGCUUCGGAGGCAGUCGGCACAUCGGAACAUCUCCGCACAGCUCCGGUGCCGUGCUGCCAUCAUCGGUUUUAACAAACGUCUGCCGUAGUUUUAGUGGUUUUAUGGGGUCAGCCCCCGCUUCGUGGUCCCGAUCGGUGGGGAUGGAGGUGGUGCGAGCAACGUGCCCGCAGCGUAGUGCAAAGGAAGAGAAACGUGAGGAGAAAGUGGGGUGGGACCCAUUGCCCUCCCCUCUCGUGGGAGUUCUGCUGCGUGACAGUGCUGAGGUCGCCUUUCUGCUCCGUGUUCCUUCCGUCCUCUAGUCGUACUGGCCUUACUCCUGUCUCGUUCUCAAAGCAGAACAGGAAAAUAAAGAGAAAUACUGCUCUCAGCAGCCAUCCGGAGGUGCGUUUGGUUCUAAUUCCAGCUAUGUUUGAGCUGUGAAAGCUUACACUGCUUGGUAACCCUGUCAGUGAGGGUACAGUGUCAGGAGGGAAGGCUGUAGGUAACGUUGCGGCCGAGAAGGGCAGCUCUGUGCACCUCCUUCCCAUCCUCCCGUUACCUCCUUUCAUUGCCUCUCGAUGUGAGUGCCUGCGUGGCUGCCCGGCUCCCUGCUGGCAGCGCUCGGCGCUGGGUGGAAGCGCAGUGAGCACAGGCUGUGUGUAAGCAGGAGCGGCAGGCCCGCCCAGCUGGGCACUGCUCGGAUUCCAGGCUUUGCAGCAGCUUCUGAAAGUGUGCCCGAGGCUGCAGUUCCUUGGACAGAAUACCCAUUUCUGAGAGGAACAGCAAAGAAACAUAAGUACAAAAACUGAUGGACCACUACAUCUUCCAAAAUGAGCCUAUUGAUGCGUUUCUACUGGAAACUAGCAUGUCUUGAAGAGAGAAGAAUUCGGUGCUGGGCUGUCUUGAGCAUUACCUGUGGUGCAGCUUCAGGGACCAGCUUGGUUUACCUGACUUGAAGAGUCACAUGUACAGCAAGCCAAGGGGACAUGGGCUUUCAGUGCACCUGGAAGAAUGUUCAGGUACUGGCUCCAUACAUCACCUCUGAAUUGCCCUGUUCUCUAAGUUCCAGCUCAGCCCAUCUCCUUGAUGCACACUCACGGCAUCAUGGCCAGUACUCAGGAUCGCCUGAGCUUGUCUUCCUCUCCGAACUCCAUCAGCAAAGCUUUCUGUGAGGAUAAAGACUUUGGCAGGCUACACGAUGAACGUGGGCCUACUGGAAGCCACCCGUCCCCCGAGCUCAUAGAGGAUAUGCGUGAGAAAGGCUUGCUGCAGUCAGACCUCAUGGACAACGUGAGCAGCCCGGUCACUGCAGCCGUGCUGACCAGCAUCAGUGAGGACUCUAGGGACCAAUUUGAGAACAGCGUGCUGCAGCUGCGAGAGCAGGAUGAAUCUGAAACGGCCAUUCCUCAGGGCAACAGGAGCACUAUGGAUGGAGAGAGCAACAGCGGGGCGGACGAUGUUAAAGUGCAGUUCAACAGAUCAGGCAGUGGGAGCGGUGGGUUUCUGGAGGGUCUUUUUGGCUGUCUCAGGCCUGUGUGGAACAUCAUAGGCAAGGCGUACUCCACGGACUACAAACUGCAGCAGCAAGAUACGUGGGAGGUCCCGUUUGAGGAGAUCUCGGAGCUGCAGUGGCUGGGCAGUGGUGCACAGGGAGCCGUCUUCUUGGGCAAGUUCCGAGCUGAGGAGGUGGCCAUCAAGAAAGUGAGAGACCAGAAUGAAACGGAUAUCAAGCACCUGCGGAAACUCAAACACCCCAACAUCAUCGCCUUCAAGGGAGUCUGCACACAAGCCCCAUGCUACUGUAUUAUCAUGGAGUAUUGUGCACAUGGGCAACUCUACGAAGUCUUGCGAGCGGGGCGGAAAGUCACUCCUCGGCUGCUUGUGGAUUGGUCCACUGGGAUUGCUAGUGGGAUGAAUUAUCUGCACCUUCACAAAAUCAUCCAUCGAGACCUCAAGUCACCAAAUGUUUUAGUUACACACACGGAUGCAGUUAAAAUCUCAGAUUUUGGUACAUCUAAAGAACUCAGUGAUAAAAGUACCAAAAUGUCUUUUGCGGGAACUGUGGCUUGGAUGGCCCCCGAGGUGAUACGCAAUGAGCCUGUUUCUGAAAAAGUGGACAUCUGGUCAUUUGGAGUAGUUUUGUGGGAGCUGCUUACAGGAGAGAUUCCCUACAAAGAUGUGGACUCCUCUGCCAUCAUUUGGGGAGUGGGCAGUAACAGCUUGCACCUUCCUGUUCCUUCCACCUGCCCAGAUGGCUUCAAAAUCCUCAUGAAGCAGACCUGGCAGAGCAAACCCCGGAAUCGUCCCUCCUUCCGACAGACACUGAUGCACCUGGAUAUUGCAUCUGCUGAUGUGCUGGCUACUCCUCAGGAAACCUACUUCAAAUCACAGGCUGAAUGGAGAGAAGAGGUGAAGAAGCAUUUUGAGAAGAUUAAAAGUGAAGGAACCUGCAUCCACCGGCUAGAUGAAGAAUUGAUUCGCCGUCGAAGAGAAGAGCUGAGGCACGCUUUGGAUAUCCGUGAGCACUACGAGAGGAAGCUGGAGAGAGCCAACAACUUAUACAUGGAGCUCAGUGCUAUUAUGCUGCAGCUGGAGGUCCGUGAGAAGGAGCUCAUAAAGAGGGAGCAAGCAGUGGAAAAGAAAUAUCCUGGGACUUACAAACGCCACCCAGUCAGACCAAUAAUCCACCCCAAUACUGUGGAGAAGCUGAUGAAGAGGAAAGGGGUCUCCCAUAAACCAGGCAGCCAGACUAAACGACCAGAUCUGCUGAAGUCAGAGGGCAUACCCAGUGCAGAAGCAGCAUCCAAUGGCUCACCAGUCUCAGGAAGCCCCAAAAUGUCAACUCUGAGUGGCAAAAGUCGCUACCGCAGUAAGCCACGUCACCGCCGAGGGAACAGCAAAGGCAGCUACAACGAUUUUGCAGGGAUCUUGAAAAACCAGCCUGUGCAAGAUGAUGCACCCCCACCUCCACCUCAUAAUCACUCUCAUCACCCCGGUCUACCACAGCAGCACGGCCACGGCCAUCACUCACGGCUUCAUGCCCACGGACAGGAUAUUGCCAACUGUGCAAACAACUUACGGUACUUUGGCCCUGCAGCAGCGCUGCGGAGCCCCCUCAGUAACCAUGCACAAAGGAGGAUGUCUGGUUCCAGCCCCGACCUCAUCUCCACUGCCAUGGAAGCGGAUUGCCGGAGGAAUCUAGAGAGCAAAGAGAGCAAAGAUGAUCACUGGGAGUGUUGCAAAACAGAUCAGUACAACUCCUGUCUCCAGUGCAGGGAGGAGGACAGUGGUCAGGUACAGAUGUCAUCUGUUGAAACAGGAGUGAGCCAUUCUCAGUCCCCGACGGCUGUUUCCCUAUAUGAAAAUGCGCAGUACAUUGAGAAGAUGGAGGAAGAGGACUUCAGCAACUGCACCUCAGCAUCUGCCCUAGGCACACCACAGCACAUGGCUUCCUCAGUACUACCUUGCAAAGCAAGACCCAUUCAAAAGAGUGGCGAUGACUCCUCAGAAGAGGAAGAGGGCGAAGUCGACAGUGAAGUGGAGUUUCCUCGUAGACAAAGACCUCACCGCUGCAUUAGUAGCUGCCAGUCCUACUCAACCUUCAGCUCGGAGAACUUCUCUGUGUCAGAUGGAGAAGAGGGGAACACCAGUGAUCACUCCAACAGCCCGGAUGAGCUGGCUGCCAAGCUGGAAGAUGAGCUGGCUGAGAAGCUGGAGGACAUGUUGUCCCAGACUCCAGAGAUCCCCAUUGAAAUCUCCACCCAGUCUGAUGGGCUUUCAGACAAAGAGUGUGCUGUGCGGAGAGUCAAGACUCAGAUGUCUCUGGGGAAACUCUGUGCAGAUGAACACAGCUGUGAGAACCCAGCGCAGUUUGGAGAAGCACAGUUUGGAGAAUCAGACUGUGACUCUUCUGAAGGGGAGUGUUCUGAUGCCACAGUCAGGACCAAUAAGCCCUGCAGCUCUGCUACUUGGUAAUACAGAUCCUCCCCCAAAGCUUUCUGGUACUGGCAUUUUGAUUUCCCCGAGAUUCCACUUCAUUCCCCUUCAUCACGCUUUACAGGAAGAGAAGAUGUUUCUCCUUCCCACCCCAGGAGUGAUUUGCAAUAACCUGAAUCUCUGGAAAAUGUCCAAAUGAAAUUAAUUCUCUUUGAGCAUUUCAAUCAAGAAUGGCAGGGAUGUAUUUUAUCGAAUAAUCUAGUUACUGUAACAUGGAUAUUUAUUUUUUUGACAUUUUAACACUUUUUACUGUAAAGAGUGGAUUGUAUUUAUAGACACACAGACUUGUUGCAAAAAAAAAAAAAAAAAGAAAAAAAAAAAGAAAAAAAUUCAGAAAGCAAGCACAUGACAGAGAAACAUCCUGGGAGUCCUGCCUGGACAGCUUUGUGUACAGAGCAGGGGAUUCUCUUGCUGCUUUCACAGGGGACCAGGCCUCACGGCCCUGAAGAUUGGAGACCAGAUGAAGAAAACUAAACUACUCUGUCUUAUCACAUGAGGAAGUGUAAAAAAGACCUUACUGCAAGGUAACCUGUGAACAAAGCGAAUUCAGUAUAACCAGCUGGGUCAUUUUUUUAAUCAGAAGGUGGACGUGUUGUUCCUGGAGAAAACUGGUACUGAGGUGCUAACAUCCAGGGUCUUCUGAGUCAAUGCAUCCCCAGGAAUGUAAUAAUGGGUUUUAUUUUAAGGGUUUUUAGUUUCUUUUUUUAAUCAACAUAUGGUUGUGAGAUCCUGCAAAUGUAUUCUAACCUCGUCCUCUCAAGAAUUGGUGUAAGAGCACUUCUUAACAUCGUCCUUGCUUCACUCUGGCAGCGUUGACCUCCAGUUGAGCAGGGAAUCCUCUUUCAGAUGCAGUGUGCCAUUUCCCAGUUUACUUCCUCCUCUUACCUCCUGUCUGUUUCAGUCAGCUAAAGAAAUCAAUCAAAUCAGUGUUGGAAAAGCAAGAACUUGGAGAGCACGUUCUGCAGAGCCCGAGCACUCUUCUGGGGAGGAAACUGGAGAUGCCUGUGCUGGAUUUGGAGAAGCAGCCUCUCACCUACAACAGCAUCAGUAACCAGCAGAGAGCUGUGUGUUGGGGGGGAAGACUGGGAAUUGCUGGCCUAGAUACGAGCAUCAGCCCUGCUCCAUCUCCUUACUGUGUGUUCUUGGAAGCAUUCUGCCUGCCCUUCAUGUCAGGCUUGGUGCAAAACAGGUUGCGCAGGGAACCUUGUGGCUGUGGCACAGCUGUGUCUCAGGUGUACCCUGAGGCCCCUGUUUCUUCUUCGAGCUGAAACUCUACAGGUGAAAGCGAGGAUAAUACUGCUAUGUGGACAGGCCGAGGAGGCAUUGGCAGACGAGAAAAGUUUGUUCUCUGAUAGAACUCAUAGUGCCUUCCCUUCAAACACUACUCUUCUAAAUCGAUAUUUAAAGAGAACAAAAUGAUAGAGCACGCCCUCCCCUCCCUUCCCUUUAGCUGAUCUUCCCCUACCAGAGCUUUCACUCUGCCCUUCGUAGCGUGCUGGCUGACACAGCCGGUGCUGCCCUGCAGCCUGGCACACCAGCCUGAGAUGAACGGCAGGAAUGGACCAUGGACAGGUACUUCUGUUGCUUUGUUUGUUUACAUUUUAUGUUAACAUAUUGGUUUGAAUUUAUCUGUGGUAAUUUAUAGCCUCGUGGCAAAAUGAAGGAAAAUGUCUUAUACAGAGAGCAGUAUUGUAUGAGUUAAAUUAUCCCAUAUUUUAAAAUUUUGUAGCUGGACUACACACAGAUCUUAAGUUAUGAUGUUAUUUUAUUAUUUAUUAUCAUUUCUGUAGAUCAGAAGGUUGGCUUCACUGCUAGCACAAUUGUAAUCUGUUUGCGUGACGUUACUUUCUCCCUGGUCACUGGGAGAGAUGGGAGCAGAGCUGGUCUCAGUGGCUGUCAGUAGCUGCUGCCUCCCAUGCUUCUCAUGGGUGCUGUCACCCUAGGGCAGGGAACCUGGCACAGCUGGUCGGGGUGGGAUGGCUGCAGUCAGCCUGAGCCCAGGGUAUUCCUUGUGGGGAUGCUGCAGUUCCUUGUGUUGCUGGUUGAGUUGGCAGCCCGUGAGCUGGUGGGGAGCAGUGACCAGGGAGCGAGUGGCUGUGGUGUUGGUCACAAAGGGAGUAACCUUUACAGAUCCCCAGAAGGACAGGCAGAGAAGUGGGCAGUUACUGCUGGCACAUGGUGCAUCUCUGCUGCAGGACUGUCAGGUUGUGGAGAGAUCAGCUCACGCUGCCUGCAGCAGCAAUGCUCAGCUCUGCACCGAGACGGAGCGUGGAGGGGAGUGAAGCUCUUGUCUGGUUUGUUUCUUGUUUACUCUCUCUUCCAUCACUGAUUCUUCCACCCAAAGGCCUCUCUCAUGGCUGGCGGUAUGUGAGGUGGCAAGACUUUGCUGUUGUGGUGUGGGAGGUUUUGGUGCAGAUGAGGUGCUACAGAUAGUUACCCAGCAAGCUGGAGGCUAGGGCAUGAGAACUGAGCGGUGCAGAAUUGUGCAUGUAACAUACGCACACAAAGAAAAAGAUCAAACUACUCCAUAGAGAGAGGUUGAGAGCUCCCCUUCACAUCUACCACCGUACCCCCAAGCAGUCCUGCAGCAAUAGGCCCACAGCACAGCUGCCUCCAGCUCAGGCCUAUCUCAGUCUCUGUGCUUCAGUCCGUGCUAACUCUGUCCCUACCAAGAUGAUCCUAUGGGGCUUUUGGUAGCUGCAGCCUCAGCUCAGAGCUUCUCAAUGCGCUGAAACUCCUCUGGGCCCACAGAGAUGCGGAUGCCUUGGUGUGUGGGAUCUGGGGACCUUCCUGGCCAGCUGUCCUGGUGGAGCAGUGGUUGCUCCCUGCCUCGCCCUGGGACACGCUGGCCUGUUUUGCAGCUGGAGGAGCAGAGCUGAACCCUUCUGGUUGGCUGCUGCAAACACUGCAGCCACUCUGGGGCCUGGUUUCUUGCAUGUCACACCGUUACGUCCAGCUUCUCUGCUCCUCGUAGCUGCGGCCUACAAUGCAGUGUCCCUCUGGGGCUGCCACUAGGGCUGCCCCUUCCUUGUGUGAACACACAGCCCUGUACCCCACGUGUGGCUGUGCAGGGGGCUGAGCAGUGCUCUGCAUGGUGCCACUGGCCCAGAUCUGCGCAUGGACUGCGAUGCGUCGCUGCAGUUCUGUGCACUUCCUUGCAGUAACGCCGUGUUUGCAGGACAGAAGUAAACUGUGUUCCCUUUCCAGCAUCCUGACUUCCCUGAGCCAGUUCUCGUGGCUGCUGACAGCUCCUGAACACUAGCCUAGAUUUUUCUCCCAAUGCUGAAUGUUGCCUUCCCCACUGUCGUGUUGAGUAACCAUUUCAUCCUGGCCCUGUCCAGUAGUGUUCAUCUCUCUCCUCCCUGCUCUGCGGAUUCCUGAUACAAACUUGAUUUUUUUGUAUUGAACAGUGUACAGUGAUGGAAACAAGAAUGACUAUCAAAGCAAACAAUGCAUGGAAUAAAAAGCCAGUGUACUUCAA
This is a messenger RNA of Lagopus muta (rock ptarmigan), 7629 nucleotides long. It is a transcript of the gene MAP3K13, whose product is annotated as mitogen-activated protein kinase kinase kinase 13. Bases 1239 to 4127 code for a protein of 962 amino acids. Gene Ontology annotation, biological process: JNK cascade; protein autophosphorylation. NCBI's taxonomy places the organism in Eukaryota, Metazoa, Chordata, Aves, Galliformes, Phasianidae. Gene Ontology annotation, molecular function: JUN kinase kinase kinase activity; ATP binding. The record is from RefSeq and is a predicted model, not a curated record. The transcript is spliced from 16 exons.